Messenger RNA from Triticum aestivum (bread wheat), 1516 nucleotides. RefSeq names its product GDSL esterase/lipase At4g26790-like. NCBI's taxonomy places the organism in Eukaryota, Viridiplantae, Streptophyta, Magnoliopsida, Poales, Poaceae. Gene Ontology annotation, molecular function: hydrolase activity, acting on ester bonds. The transcript has 2 exons. The record is from RefSeq and is a predicted model, not a curated record. The coding region runs from base 78 to 1163 and encodes 361 amino acids.
AUCACUCUCCGCUUACACCACUCGUACGCACACUAACCACUCUGCUGCACUCCCCGCCGGUCUCCGUCUUCUCUCCCAUGGCGUCCGGCCAUUUCCAAGUGGAAGCGGCGCUGCUGAUGCUUCCGCUGGUAAUGCUGGUGCUCAACUCGGGCGGCGGCAGCGCUGCUGGUGCAGUGGUGCCGGCGGUGAUCGUGUUCGGCGACUCGACGGUGGACACGGGCAACAACAACCACAUCGGCACGACGCUGCGGUCUGACUUCCCGCCCUACGGCCGCGACAUGCCGGGCGGUGCCCGCGCCACGGGGCGGUUCGGCAACGGGCGGCUGCCUCCGGACUUCAUCUCCGAGGCGCUGGGCCUGCCGCCGCUCGUCCCGGCGUACCUCGACCCGGCCUACGGCAUCGGCGACUUCGCGCGCGGCGUCUGCUUCGCCUCCGCCGGCACCGGCGUCGACAACGCCACCGCCGGCGUCCUGUCAGUGAUCCCGCUGUGGAAGGAGGUGGAGUACUACAAGGAGUACCAGCUCCGGCUGCGCGCGUACGCCGGCGCCGAGCGCGCCCGCGCCAUCGUCCGCGGCGCGCUCCACGUCGUCAGCAUCGGCACCAACGACUUCCUCGAGAACUACUACAUGCUCGGCACGGGCCGCUUCGCCGAGUACACGGUGGCCGAGUUCUCCGACUUCCUCGUCGCCGGCGCGCGCCGUUUCCUGUCGGAGAUCCAUCGCCUCGGCGCGCGCCGCGUCACCUUCGCGGGGCUCGCCGCCAUCGGCUGCCUCCCGCUGGAGCGCGCCGAGAACAUGAUCCAUGGCGGCGGCUGCAUCGAGGAGUACAACCGGGUGGCCAGGGAGUACAACGCCAAGGUGGAGGCCAUGCUGGGGGGGCUCCGCGCCGAGCUCCCGGACCUCAGGCUCGCCUACGUGCCCGUCUACGACACCAUGCUCGACCUCGUCACCAACCCGGCCAAGUUCGGGCUGGAGAACGUGGAGGAAGGGUGCUGCGCCACGGGGAGGUUCGAGAUGGGGUUCAUGUGCAACGACGAGGCUCCCAUGACCUGCGCUGACGCCGACAAGUUCCUCUUCUGGGACGCAUUCCACCCCACGCAGAAGGUGAACCGGAUCAUGGCCAACCACACGAUCGACAUCUGCUACCAGCAAGGCCUCCUAUGAAUGUGUGAUCCACGAUCGUACAACUAGAAACGCAUUGAUCCACUGACUAUUUUGUGGAGUGAGAAAAUUGUUUCAUGCAUGGGGCGGAUUCAAUUCAGAAGGAACUUGUCGCGCCUGCAGAUGACACCAGUUCGUCAUCUGCAGCGGACUGAAGGAGUGCAAGUUCAGUCUGAACUUAACUUCUUUUUUAGACAAUGUCUGAACUUAACUGAACUUGCAACACCCUGCGUGGUGAUCUGGGCCUUGGACCAUGUAAGCGAGUCGUGCUGGGCUAAGGUUGGGCCCAUGUAGCCAGCUACUUAUGUACCGAACCGAGAAUGAUCUAGGCAUCGAUGAGAAAUUAGAUCGAACUA